CGUCCUUAGCGCCACACCUAGCAGAGCAUCAGAGUAGGGGAAUUACUAUGCCCCUUACCCUCCCCCUCGUUGUAACAGCCUUAAGUGUAUUUCCUUCUCAGCUCGUUUUGUUCCACCACUGCAAACCACGACACGUCCCCGGACCGGAGAGCUUGUUUGGAUAUGGGAAGAACUAUUCAACUUGCCCCCUAUGAAUUUAUAAAAAGUUGCUUUGCUGUUUCGAUUCGCCUAUUUGGAAGCCAUUUAUGCAGAUAGAGAGAAUGGGUUGCUGUUCAGGACGAUGUAUGCUGAUCUUCCUCUGCACUCUCCAAGUGAUGACAGCAUUGGAGAGGCAGGCUUUUGACUUCCUUGGGUACCAGUGGGCUCCCAUCAUGGUCAACUUCCUGCAAAUAAUCAUGGUUAUCCUCGGCCUCUUUGGAACCAUUCAGUACAGACCACGCUACGUUGUUCUAUACCUGCUGUGGACAUUACUGUGGGUGACCUGGAAUGUCUUUGUGUGCUGUUUCUAUUUGGACUUGGGAGGCCUUUCCAAGGAGAGCGACCUGCUAUCCCUGGGUGUAUCCUCACACCUUUCAUGGUGGAAAGACAACGGGCCAGGCUGUGACAACAGGGACCUUCCUGCCACUAGGUGGCAGAGUCUGGAGAGCCCAAAACUCAUCUAUGCUCUGGGAUGCUGGCUGGAAUACCAAUUCAUAGAGGUCCUACAUUGUAUCAUACAACUCCUACUAUAAGUAAAGGCUUGCAAGUGGGUUGAAAAUGACUGACAAGCAAGGAGGGCAGAAGAGGAACGAGUGAGUGAAAUACCUACUUUGGAAGAGUGAAAUCACAUCUCCAGUCACUGAAACAGAAGACAUUCCCACACUGCACCAAAACACAAUUCCUCAGCCUCCCGGCACUCUCUUAAUGCAUACUAGCCUACACCAACAGUUCAGUGCAGUUAUGGUCAAUACUAGCCUGGUCCCAGGUCAGUUUGUGCUUUUGCCUACUCCAUUGUCAUUGUCAAGCUGUUUGGCAUGACAAUUCCAUAAGUAAGUUAGUUGGCAAGAGAGGAGAAACAACAGAGUGGCCCCCUGCAGGCUACACAGUAGGUCAGUACAGGUACAAUCAGAAAACUACUGAUACUUCUGACAUAACAUGUAUCAGUGUACAGGGAAUGGUAUUUGUUGUAUUUUUGGUAUUUGGAAUUUUAUUGGGAUCCCCAUUAGCUGUUGCAAAAGCAGCAGCUACUCUUCCUGAGGUCCACACAAAACACAAAGCAUAAUACAGAAUGACAUAAUACAGAACAUCAAUAGACAAGAACAGCUCAAAGACAGAACUACAUACAUUUUUUAAAAAGGCACACGUAGCCUACAUAUCAAUGCAUAUUCACAAACUAUCUAGGUCAAACAGGGGAGAUGUGUUGUGCCACGAGGUGUUGCUUCAUCUGUUUUUUGAAACCAGGUUUGCUGUUUAUUUUAGCAAUAUGAGUGGUAGCCUAAUGCUUUGUAAUCACCAAGGAUGGGUCAUAAUUUGGUUGAUCAGGCUGCGUUAUCACAUUACUGGAUGAAAACAAAUAGCUAUUAUGAUGUAUUUUACUGUGUCACAGUCAUAGAACUGCCGUUUGACAAAAGUGCUGACAAAUCAUCACCACGAUUCCAACCUGGCCUAUUGACUGGCGAUGUCCUUCAGCUCCACCUAAACACGUGCACAAUGGCGUGCGCGGGUAUUUCUGUGCCAGCGUUUUCCUGUUUGGGUUAUAGACUUCAAUAUGAGUUGGACUUGCCUUUUUAGUACUUCCAUGGUCCACAAUAUAGGAACCAGUUAUUUUAGGUACUGUGGGCCUAUACAAUGUUUAUGUAUGACCCCAGGUGAGGGUUGCUUGAAAGUGAACAAUUUGGGUGGAAAGAAUGGACAAAUAUUUGUUUUUGAGAAAAUAUCACUGAGACAAAAAUGUUCUUGGUCCUGUGCACAUAUAGGCUACUAAACGUUUAUGCACUGUCCCUUCCACCAGCACCAAAAACUACUGGCGUGUUACACUAGUGCAGUGUAGCGCGUCCUUAGCGCCACACCUAGCAGAGCAUCGGAGUAGGGGAAUUACUAUGCCCUAGUCUGGCAAUAGAGUAGGCAAAAGCACAGGUGAAGGAAGUUCCAUGCAAUUAGGGGUCUAUAUAAUACGGUACACUUUCUUGAAUUUGUUCUGGAUUUGGGGACUGUCAAAAGACCCCUGGUGGCAUGUCUGGUGGGAUAAGUAUGUGUGUCAGAGCUGUGUGUAACAAUUUGGGAUUUUCAACACAUUGUUUCUUAUAAAAAGAAGAAGUUAUGGAGUCAGGGUCUCCUCAACUCGUAGCCAAGAGUAACUGGCAUACAUAGUAAACUCAGCAAAGAAAUUAACGUCCUCUCACUGUCAACUCAUACUCAUAAACUGAGCAAGUUCCACAGACAUGUGACUAACAUAAAUGGAAUAAUGUGUCCCUGAACAAAGUGGGGGGGGGGGGGGGGGUCAAAAUCAAAAGUAACAGUCCAUAUCUGGUGUGGCCACCAGCUGCAUUAAGUACUCCAGUGCAUCUCCUCAUGGACUGCACCAGAUUUGCCAGUUCUUGCUGUGAGAUGUUACCCCACUCUUCCACCAAGGCACCUGCAAGUUCCCGGACAUUCCUGGGGGGAAUGGCCCUAGCCCUUACCCUCCGAUCCAACAGGUCCCAGACAUGCUCAAUGGGAUUGCGAUCAGGGCUCUUCGCUGGCCAUGGCAGAACACUGACAUUCCUGUCUUGCAGGAAAUCACGCACAGAACGAGCAGUAUAGCUGGUGGCACUGUCAUGCUGGAGGGUCAUGUCAGGAUGAGCCUACAGGAAAGGUACCACAUGAGGGAGGAAGAUGUCUUCCCUGUAACACUCAGCUUUGAAAUUGCCUGCAAUGACAACAAGCUCAGUCCGAUGAUGCUGUGACACACCGCCCCAGACCAUGACGGACCCUCCACCUCCAAAUCGAUUCCGCUGGAGAGUACAGGCCUCGGUGUAACGCUCAUUCCUUCGAUGAUAAACGCGAAUCCGACCAUCACCCCUGGUGAGACAAAACGGCAACUCGUCAGUGAAGAUCACUUUUUGCCAGUCGUGGCUGAUCCAGCGACGGUGGGUUUGUGCCCAUAAGCGACGUUGUUGCCAGUGAUGUCUGGUGAGGACCUGCCUUACAACAGGCCUACAAGCCCUCAGUCCAGCCUCUCUCAGCCUAUUGCGGACAGUCUGAGCACUGAUGGAGGGAUUGUGCGUUCCGCAUCUUUCUUUUGGUGUUUUUCAGAGUCAAUAGAAAGGCCUCUUUAGUGUCCUAAGUUUUCAUAACUGAGACCUUAUUUGCCUACCGUCUGUAAGCUGUUAGUGUCUUGACGACCGUUCCACAGGUGCAUGUUCAUUAAUUGUUUAUGGUUCAUUGAACAAGCAUGGGAAACAGUGUUUAAACCCUUUACAAUGAAGAUCUGUGAAGUUAUUUGGAUUUUUACGAAUUAUUUUUGAAAGACAGUGUCCUGAAAAAGGGACGUUUCUUUUUUUGCUGAGUUUAUUUAUAUUAGCCCUCUGAUUACAAUUAAGAGCAAAACAUGCUACUCUGUUUUGAGCCAGCUGCAGGUUAACUAUGUCUUUUCUUGCAGCACUGGACCACACGACUGAAAAAUAAUCAAGAUUAGACAAAACUAGAGCCUGCAGAACUUGCUUUUUGGAGUCUGGUUUCAGAAAAGCAGAGCAUCUCUUUAUUACGGCCAGACCUCUCCCCAUCUUUACAACCAUUGAAUCUAUAUGUCAGUGUCACUCUGUAAAAAUAUGCAUUUACACAUACUGUUGAAAAUGGACCAAACCCUAUAAUUGUGUGUCCUACAUUGAUGUUAAUGGAAGAUUUGCAUGAACAUUUGAGUCAUGUGCAAAUUAUCAAAGUUAUGUAUACAGAUUUAUAGUUAGGAUUUGGACCUAUGUGAAGGUAUGAGCGUGCCUGUGUGUGUGCGUGUGUGUGCAGUUCAUACAUUAAAUUCCAGAUAGCAGAGGAAAAUAAAGACAUUUUAUUAAUAAUCUUCAAUAUUGUGAUAGAAAUUAUCUAAAGUCAGGGGUUGUCAUGUAAAAAAGCAUCUUCACAUUUUUUAGUCCUACCUCUGAAUUUUGUUCGAAUUUGCAUGCCACUGAUGGAAAAAAGACCCUGACUGUAUCUUUAAGUGAAUUUUAUUUGAAUAAACUGUGCUUUUCUGUUA
Messenger RNA from Salvelinus fontinalis (brook trout), 4207 nucleotides. RefSeq names its product sodium/potassium-transporting ATPase subunit beta-1-interacting protein 3-like. NCBI's taxonomy places the organism in Eukaryota, Metazoa, Chordata, Actinopteri, Salmoniformes, Salmonidae. The record is from RefSeq and is a predicted model, not a curated record. Gene Ontology annotation, biological process: regulation of sodium ion transport.